Hemicordylus capensis (graceful crag lizard) is the source of this 5022-nucleotide messenger RNA. It is a transcript of the gene ARHGAP11A, whose product is annotated as Rho GTPase activating protein 11A. The record is from RefSeq and is a predicted model, not a curated record. The coding region runs from base 663 to 3656 and encodes 997 amino acids. NCBI's taxonomy places the organism in Eukaryota, Metazoa, Chordata, Lepidosauria, Squamata, Cordylidae. The transcript has 12 exons. Gene Ontology annotation, biological process: signal transduction.
GGAGUAAACACUAUUAAAACCGGACCACUUUAAGCGCAGCAAAGGUUUAAAUUUCCUCUUCUUUCCCUCGUGACCAGGGCUAAAAGAGUAUGUCGGCUUUCAACUCACUCUGUAAAGCAACCAUCUCUUUCCUUUCCUGUGGCCGCCAUACGUGACCUUAGAGUUUUGCGGGGAGUGAAGGGUGUUGACACAAUCCGUGAAAUCACACCACCAAUAAAAGUCCUGGAUUUCUUCAUUGUCUCCUCUGAGCCGCCAUAACUUUUGCCCCGUUGAUAAAAAGAAAACGAAAAAACAUGGCGAUUUAAACGACGACAUACCAGUCUCCCGACAAAGUAAUCUCCCGUCUAGUACUUUUGUUUUUAGAAGUCUAUAUUUGUUUUUGUUAAGUGCAAGGGCCUCUUAGCUGUCCUCAGCAACGCCUGCAUUUAACAAUCUUGUGUGCCACUUUCGGAAGAGAAGUCAACAUUCGAAGGGGCACAGUAUAUUUUUUAAUCAUUAUCCUAGCCAUUAUGAUCGUUCACAAGGGUCAUCGAGUUAAAAAAAAGUGGGGCGUCGUUUGAGGCACGCCCUCUUUGUCGGCCGUUGGGUGGCGACGGGGUCCUGAGAUUUCGAACGGCGAAACGGACCAAUCAGAGGAGGAGCCGGGAGGCGCUGAGUUUAAGAUGUUGUACGAGGGUAACCGAGCAGCGAGUUAUGAGGGUCGAUCUGUGAAAGGAGACCAGGAGGCGGCGGCGGCGGCGGCGGCGGCUGUUGGGAUGGCGUCGGUGAGGGGCCGCGAGAGAGGCUUGGCCCAGCUGGCGGUGCUGCAGCAGCUCCGAGCCGCCUAUGGGAUCAAGAUGAAGAGUCGGGCGGCGAAGGGGAAAUCUGUGGGAUCAGCAAGCGUCGCGGCAGGAGGGAACAAAGUCUUUGGAAUAGCUCUUCAUGCAUUACCUCAUCAAGUUGUUCCUGAAUAUGGGAGUAUACCUUGCUUUUUAGUUGAUGCUUGCAAAUACUUAGAAGAACAUAUUCACACCGAAGGACUUUUCAGAAAGUCUGGAUCAUUCAUUCGCAUAAAAACAUUAAAGAGUAAACUGGACCAAGGUGAAAACUGUCUAUCUACUGCCCAGCCAUGUGAUGUUGCAGGGCUUCUGAAACAAUUCUUCAGAGAAUUGCCUGAGCCCAUCUUCCCAGCAGACUUGCAAGAAGCUCUCAUCAAGGCCCAACAGCUAGGCAGUGAUGACAAGAACUCUGCUACAUUGCUGCUCUCCUGUCUUAUGAAUGAUGGAACAAUUGAUACCUUAAGAUAUUUCUUCAGUUUUCUUAAAAAAGUGUCUCUACGAUCUUUUGAGAAUAAAAUGGACAGCAAUAAUCUGGCAGUAAUUUUUGCUCCAAAUCUCUUGCAAUCAAGUGAAGCUGACAAGAUAUCAGCUCACACAGAGAAAAAGCUUCGUUUGCAGGCUGCAGUUCUGCAGGUGCUUAUUGAUCAUGCAGAAGAUAUAGGGCAUGUACCAAAGUUUAUCCUGGAAAAGAUACCCACUAUGCUUGGUAUUGAUGAUCCUGUUUCUACUCCUUCACUGCAAGACUAUGAAGAAAGUGAAAAUCCUGGUGAGCACCAGAGAAGGAGAAGACAGAGUGUAGGAGUCUUUGCAUCGGUGACUCCAGUGAUUGUUACUCCAAGUAUUAAGCGCAAAUAUCCACCUGAUUCCUGUCAAGGCUUCUCUAGCAAGAAAAGACUAUCUAUUAGGCAUAACUUGGCUCUUGAAUUGCUCCCAAGUAGUCUGUUUAGUUUUAGCUCAACACCUGGAUCAGCUCAGUUAGAGACAAGUCCUUGUAUAUCUUUUGAGGCAUCUCAGAGCUCACCAUCUACCUCAGUCACUCAUGAAAAGUUUAAUAUAGGAAUUCGAAGAAGCAAAAGGAUUGCCAGCAAAAAAGUACACAGGGUUGAGUCUGGAAAAAUGGGUUGCUUUUCUCCUAAGAUAAGCCGGAAAGAGAUGGUGCGGAAAUCACUGCGAUUAAAGUUCAUUCUGGGAAAGAACAGCAGAGAGAACACUGCAGUGGAACAUCCAGCUAGCAACAGAUCUGGAAAUAUUGGUCGUCGACUUGCAAGCCAGCAUGACACGGAAAGUGGAGUAGAUACUCCAAAUACGGUUGCACUGUUAAGCCCGUGUGUUGCUGAAUCUAUAACCAAGAAAGGUUCCAAAAAGAUCAGCAAGUCAGAGGAGAAUUUACAAACUGCAAACUGUUAUAAUGAAGCAAGCUACCGAAUGUCCUGGACUGCCUGCACCACAGAAUCUCAGGAAACCUGUAAUAGUGGUACUAAUUCAGUGGCGUGUCUUGAAGAAAAUAAAAUUUUUUUAAAGACUUCUCUUGCACCUCAAAACCCAGCAGUCAUUCCUGCUAGGUCUAGGUCCAUUGAUGCAAGUCCUGAGCAGAAUAGCAAUAACCGACAAACAUCCUUCUGUGAGGCUGAAAAUCAUGUGACUGCAGACACCUUAUUGAAGAUUAAGAGGGCAUUUUCUGAAUCUGGAAGCAACCUUCAUAAUUUGUUGGAAACUGAACCUUCAAAAUCGAAUCCAAUACAAGAAACAGCAUGUAUUUCAAGACUUGAUCUAAGGACACAGGUCUUUAAAGCUACAGCUCAGAAUAUGAAAAAUGUAGAACAGGAGACUCUGUUUGCUAACUCUAGUGCCACUGACAAACAUCUAUUGGAUACAAAUGAAAUCAGUGCUGUGGAAGGACCUCUCUUCCCAAAUACUACUGAUCUUGCUCAUGAAUUAAGCAAAAGUGAUGCAUCUGUACAAGAGGACCAGCUGACUGGGAUGAUCUCUCCAGAUACCCCUGUAAAUAAUGGAUCUAAUCUGCAAAAGGAGCUACUGGAAUCACAUCAGCAAUUCAUCCCAGAAAGAAUUUUUGAAGAUAAAGAAUUGAAAUACUGUAAUUCAGAGAAAGAGACUAAAGAACUUACUGAAACUAUGCUUCCAGAAGAUGGAGACAGAAAUAGCAAACAGCACCUACACAUGAAAACUCAUGAAAAAUCUAAACGUUCUCCUUCAGGAAAGGUUGCUGAUCAUAUACACUGGUUCAAUAAUCUAUCAUUAAAUGAACCAUGUUCUGCAACAAAAACCAAACAACCUCUUAAGUUUCAACGUACCCCCGUCCGUCAGUCUAUAAGGAGGAUGAACUCUAUCUUGGAGGCUAAAUCAGUUUCUUGUAACCUAAUCAAACCUGAUGGCUGCUUUUCUCUUGUUAAAUCAGUGAGUUAUGAAACGGCACUGUCCUGUGCAGAAAAUGUCUUGAAUAUAUCUACAACUUCAUUGUCCAUUUCAGAACCAAGCAGCAAGCAAAUGUUUACAGAUGAUCAGUUCACUCUGUCUUCAAAAUCCUGCCCACAACUGAUAUGUCCAUUAGAGCAAGCUGCAAGGCCUGGUACAACCUGCAAGGAGAAAUCUACUACUACUACUACUACUAAUCAAUCCAAAUCUGUCCUUGAGGACCUAACCAAUCAUGAAGCACCAAAAACCACUGUAAAAAUGAACACAAACUUAAAUGUUUCCAUUGCUACAACUGAUAAAUGCAUUCUCAGGAAGGCUGAAAAAGGGACUCGUUAUAGGGGGUCUCCAAAGAACCCAAUAGCCACAGUAAAACUCCUUCCAACUACUAGACCUCUUGACUUAUAGGCUCAACAAUCCAGUCCUAGCCAUGUUUACUCAGAAGUCUUAUGGAUUUCAGUAGUCUUGCACCUGAAAGACUGUGGUGUGCAUGAUUAGGAUUGCAGACAAUUUCAAUCUGUUUCUUUAAAAAAAACAAAAUUAUUUUGUUCUCAUUUUUAAUUGUUUUUUAAAAUUCAGUGGAAAUGCAACUUAUGACUGAAACUUGAACAAUUGUGUUCUGUUCGAAUAGCUUUUACCUUGUGGCUUCUGAUAGGUAUUAGUUUGUUUUUAUAUCUUACUGGAUUUGAUGAGGGGAAACUUAAUAGUGCUGGUGGCUACUGUUAACUCAGAUUGUAUAAGGAACCUUUCUAGUUGAUUUUCUAGAGAACAAAAAGUUAAGGAAUUGUAGUCCUGAUUAGUAAACACAGCACUACUUAUCCUUGGAAGUCUUGGUUCACAGGCUUGAAUCUUGCAAUAUAGUCCUUGGCUCACAUGUUCCACAGCUUUAGAAUGGCAGAAUAGGAGCUGUGACCUCACAAAAGGCUGCUUCAGAGGUUGGUCAGAGUGUUGCUGAGCAUAGGCAUUUGUAGGGGCCUGGGAGGAGCUACAUUUGCUAUCUCCCACCCUCUAAGUGGUGCUCUUUGGCUGCCAGGAAUUUGAGGGUCGCUUGAGCCUCAGGGACACGUUCCUGGCAGCCAAAUAGCAAUUUUAGAAGAAGGGAGAUAACAUAUGUUGCUCUCCACUCUCCCCUGCACUCACAUUUGACAUGCUGUGACUGAGCUCUGAAGCAGCCUGUUGCAAGGAUGCUGCUCCUGUUCUGCCCUUCUGAUGCUGUGGAAAAUGUGAACCUAUAUCAUACAACCUUGAAGCAUCUGUGAAGCUUAUUUCCAGCACUUGUGCUCCAUUUCCUCUUUGGCAGUAGGAGGUGCAUUUUCAUUAAACAAAUGACCACCAGAUAAAAUGUUGGGUACGUGUAGUAUGUUUCUAGGUAGCUAAUUGCUUAUUUGUAUGUGAAUCCAUGUGGAGGCUCCUAGAAAUGAAAUACAUGGUAGACUAUUUCAGUGCUGAUAGGUAUACAUGAUUUUCUGUCAUGUAUCUUUUUUCUUUUGGUCCCCUUUCCCUCCCCACCCUCCUUAACUUGCAGGUCUUAAUGUGAUGUAGCAAAUUGUAUUAUUCAAGAGAAUAAAACAUGCUGAUUAUGUCAUUGAAAUAAAGUUGUAUAAAGCCAUACUGUUCAUUUGCACAAAUAUUGUUUGCUCUAGUAUUGAAACUGUUGUAAAAAUUAUUUAAACUUGAAAUUGAUUGUUUUUUUGCUUUCUCUGUACUUUGAUUUGUGAUAGUGCUAAACCUCAAUGUCUCUUUAAAAUAAAAAGCUCUUAAAUUUUUUCUGUAA